This is a messenger RNA of Brassica rapa (field mustard), 1368 nucleotides long. Its product is annotated as F-box/LRR-repeat protein 13-like. NCBI's taxonomy places the organism in Eukaryota, Viridiplantae, Streptophyta, Magnoliopsida, Brassicales, Brassicaceae. The record is from RefSeq and is a predicted model, not a curated record. Gene Ontology annotation, molecular function: protein binding.
AUGGAUGCAGCCAGAGUGAAACCUGCUCUUUCCACCAACCCACCGAGCGAAGUUGAUCCGCUAAGCAGUUUGCCAGAUUGCUUGAUAUUCCAGAUAUUCUUAAAUCUUCCGACCAAAGAUGUGGUUCAGACUAGUGCGUUGUCAACCAGAUGGACAACUCUCUGGAAAGACGUACAUGGUCUGGAUUUGGACACCGAGGAUUUCAAUACACACGAAACAUUCGUGAGUUUUGUCGAUAACUUUCUUGAACGCAACCGUGGUUCGUCCAUACAUCUGUUUAAGGUAACGUACGAUUCUUCUUAUAAGCCUGAUCUUGUCAAUCGCUGGGUCGACACUGCUGUUAGGCUUAAAGUUGAACAUCUCGAUAUUUCGGACGAUUUACCUGCUCAGGAUAUCAUGAUGAAUCCAACAGUUUACACUUGUAGUAGCUUGGUGUCCCUAAGGAUCGUGGGAUUGAUCAUACCUAGUCUCGAGCGUGUUUCAUUACCUUCUCUCAAAGAUAUUGUUUUAAUCGUCGUUGAGUAUACCAAUCCAUGGGCAUUAGAGAAGUUAAUCUCACAAUGCCCAGUUCUUGAAAGCGUUAGUAUUGAUAGAAUUUACGGUGAUGGAAUGCCCAUUUUACGUGUGUGUUCCCAGUCUCUAUUGAGCUUCAUGCAUUAUUGGGAUAAGAAUGAUGAUUAUGAGAAAGAUUGUAUAGUUGAAAUUGAUGCUCCCAUGCUUAAGUGUCUGAGGAUCAGUGAUGGUGGAACUGCGAGUUUCAUUAUAAAGAAUCAGCCUUCCCUUGUAGAAGCUGAUAUAGAUACUGUGUUUAGUUUGACAACUGAAAGGUUGCUACAAGUUGCAAAUGAAAUACAAAAGAGAGAUAUGGUUCGUGAUUUUCUCGUUGGGAUCUCUAAGGUGAAAGAUCUGACCAUCGCCUCCUCUACUCUCGAGGUCAUAUAUGAUUACGCAAGAUAUGUACAACUACCGGUAUUUCGUAACCUAUAUACCUUGUGUGUCAGGUUCAACAGCUACAUGUGGGAGAUGUUGCCAGUCUUUCUUGAAGGAACUACUGAAAAUCCCAAGAUGGUGGACCUUACUGUUAUUGCCAGGCCUUGGAAUCUGUUAUCAUCUCUAGAGCAUGUUGGCAUAGAAAGGCCAUUGAAAGGGGAGGCGUUGGAGAUGGCACUAGUGGGUUACUUACUCGAGAACUCACCAAACCUCAAGAAACUAUCAUUAAGUUUGCAUGAUUCCCUAAAGAAAGGAAAAUCUGUCCACAAGCUAACAUUAAGCUUGGAUGAUGCCCCAAAGAAAGAAGAAUCUGACGUCUUCAUAGAACUCCUAAACUUUCCGAGACUCUCUAGCUCAUGCCAAAUUAUUGUACGAUGA